Molecule: messenger RNA, 3006 nt
Organism: Coregonus sp. 'balchen'
Lineage: Eukaryota; Metazoa; Chordata; Actinopteri; Salmoniformes; Salmonidae
Source: the annotation of a GenBank genome assembly
AUGGGCUGGCACUGCAUGUCCGUCCCUGGCGCACAGAGUAUGCCUGGUCUCCAUGGCUCUUCUGAGUCCGGCCUCGACCUGAGUAAGCCCCAAGGCGUGCGCAAAUUGGGUCCAAACCUCGUGCCGCGUGGUGGGAAGGGAGACAGGGUGUAGAUGCAGUUGAAGCAUCCAAUGGCGUUUACCAACGCUAUGGGUUAUAAUGUUCGACCCGGAUGUUUUAAAUGCUCAUGACAUAAAACAAGGUAUGUCUUAAUGACUAAAAAUAAAGGUAUGUUAUAAUGCUACAUAACAGAAUACCAAGGUAUGGUUAUAAUGCUACAUAACAGAAUACCAAGGUAUGGUUAUAAUGCUACAUAACAUAAUACCAAUGUAUGGUUAUAAUGCUACAUAACAUAAUACCAAGGUAUGGUUAUAAUGCUACAUAACAGAAUACCAAGGUAUGGUUAUAAUGCUACAUAACAGAAUACCAAGGUAUGGUUUUAACGACUACAUAACCGAAUACAAGGUUGGUUAUAAUGCUACAUAACAGAAUACCAAGGUAUGGUUAUAAUGCUACAUAACAGAAUACCAAGGUAUGAUUAUAAUGCUACAUAACAGAAUACCAAGGUAUGGUUUUAAUGCUACAUAACAGAAUACCAAGGUAUGGUUUUAAUGCUACAUAACAGAAUGCCAAGGUAUGGUUAUAAUGCUACAUAACAGAAUAACCAAGGUAUGGUUAUAAUGGUACAUAAACAGAAUACCAAGGUAUGGUUUAUAAGCUACCUAACAUAAUACCAAGGUAUGGUUAUAAUGCUACAAUAAUAAUACCAAGGUAUGGUUAUAAUGCUACAUAACCAUAAUACCAAAGGUAUGGUUUUAAUGCUACAUAACAGAAUACCAAGGUAUGGUUAUAAUGCUACAUAACAUAAUACCAAAGGUAUGGUUAUAAUGCUACAUAACAUAAUACCAAGGUAUGGUUAUAAUGCUACAUAACAUAAUACCAAGGUAUGGUUAUAAUGCUACAUAACAUAAUACCAAAGGUAUGGUUUUAAUGCUACAUAACAGAAUACCAAGGUAUGGUUAUAAUGCUACAUAACAUAAUACCAAGGUAUGGUUUUAAUGCUAUGAGAUCUACAGAACUCAGCUCUCUACAUGACAUCAGAGGCCGUAGUCAUAAAGCUUCUCGGAGUAGGAGUCCUCAUCUGGGAACACGUUUAGCCUUUUAGAUUGUAGUGAAGGCUAAGGGCUGGUCCUAGAUCAGCAGUGUGAAUACCUUUUAGAUUGUAGUGAAGGCUAAGGGCUGGUCCUAGAUCAGCAGUGUGAAUACCUUUUAGAUUGUAGUGAAGGCUAAGGGCUGGUCCUAGAUCAGCAGUAUGAAUACGGGCCCAGGUCAAUGUGAUCUAGAUCGAGGUUUUCAUACCUUGGUAUUGGCUGCGCUGCACUAGGGGGGUUCACUGUCCUCCUCACACUUUUUUCCACAGGAGUGUCCAAAGUGUCAUGUGACCAUUGAGAAGAACGGCGGCUGUAACCACAUGGUCUGUCGGAACCAGAACUGUCAAGCUGAGUUCUGUUGGGUCUGUCUGGGGCCCUGGGAGCCACACGGCUCGGCAUGGUGAGUAGGGAGGAACACACCAGUGUUCAUUUCAUCUACAAAAAUAGUGACAAAUAUUCAUCAAACGCUUAUUUUUCAGUGGCAUGUGAUGAGAAUAUAACUGACUAAAUAGAGCCAGAGGAAACCAAUUAAACUAAAAUGAGAGGAGACCAAAUGAUCUCUGAGACUAAAUGGACUGGACAAGAUCUGACGAGCACAAUUAAUAUUAACAGCACAGUUCUGCUCAGCACAGUUCUGCUCAGCACAGUUCUGCUCAGCACAGUUCUGCUCAGCACAGUUCUGCUCAGCACAGUUCUGCUCAGCACAGUUCUGCUCAGCAGUAGGAAGGACGUGUCCGGCAAACACAGCCUGGUGAGGACAGACAGGAAGCAGGUGAUGAGGGCAGACAGGAAGCAGGUGAUGAGGGCAGACAGGAAGCAGGUGAUGAGGGCAGAAGGACAGGAGCAGGUGAUGAGGGCAGAAGAAGCAGGUGAUGAGGGCAGACAGGAAGCAGGUGAUGAGGGCAGACAGGAAGCAGGUGAUGAGGGCAGACAGGAAGCAGGUGAUGAGGGCAGACAGGAAGCAGGUGAUGAGGGCAGACGGGAAGCAGGUGAUGAGGGCAGACGGGAAGCAGGUGAUGAGGGCAGAAGGAAGCAGGUGAUGAGGGCAGACAGGAAGCAGGUGAUGAGGGCAGACAGGCAGCAGGUGAUGAGGGCAGACAGGAAGCAGGUGAUGAGGGCAGACAGGAAGCAGGUGAUGAGGGCAGACAGGCAGCAGGUGAUGAGGGCAGACAGGAAGCAGGUGAUGAGGGCAGACAGGAAGCAGGUGAUGAGGGCAGACAGGAAGCAGGUGAUGAGGGCAGACAGGGAACGCAGGUGAUGAGGGCAGACAGGAAGCAGGUGAUUGAGGGCAGACAGGCAGCAGGUGAUGAGGGCAGACAGGGAAGGUGAUGAGGGCAGACAGGAAGCAGGUGAUGAAGGGCAGACAGGCAGCAGGUGAUGAGGGCAGACAGGAAGCAGGUGAUGAGGGCAGACAGGCAGCAGGUGAUGAAGGCAGACAGGCUGCAGGUGAUGAGGGCAGACAGGAAGCAGGUGAUGAAGGCAGACAGGAAGCAGGUGAUGAGGGCAGACAGGAAGCAGGUGAUGAGGGCAGACAGGCAGCAGGUGAUGAGGGCAGACAGGAAGCAGGUGAUGAGGGCAGACAGGCAGCAGGUGAUGAGGGCAGACAGGCAGCAGGUGAUGAGGGCAGACGGGCAGCAGGUGAUGAGGGCAGACGGGCAGCAGGUGAUGAGGGCAGACAGGAAGCAGGUGAUGAGGGCAGACAGGCAGCAGGUGAUGAGGGCAGACAGGCAGCAGGUGAUGAGGGCAGACGGGCAGCAGGUGAUGAGGGCAGACAGGAAGCAGGUGAUGAGGGGCAGACAGGCAGCAGGUGAUUAG